Molecule: messenger RNA, 1562 nt
Organism: Sesamum indicum (sesame)
Lineage: Eukaryota; Viridiplantae; Streptophyta; Magnoliopsida; Lamiales; Pedaliaceae
Source: RefSeq, a predicted model, not a curated record
AAAUCGCUUUUCCACAAACCCCCUAAUUGUCAUUCAUACGAAAUCCAAAUUUCAAGUCUUCUGUGUGCUUUUCCCCCUUAUUUGCCUGUCUGCAAAAGGAAACAAGACCCAACUCCGUCUCAGACCACAGAAACAGAAAACAGAAAGACGGAAGGCAAUCCUCCAGGAUGGGACGGUGCAUAAUACUCUCAUCAUCCACACUUAAUCCAUCUCGAAUUUCUCCUAAACCCACUUCAAUCCUUCCCUUUGAACGCCUGAGGUUCUCUUUCCCAAGUAGCUUGCCCGCAAAUUCACAGCCCCUUAAAUGUGGAUUUUGUAGGACGCUGCCCUCCACCUUCAGUUGUGGAAGGGCUUUCUCCACUAAGGCUAUUUUAUCGGAGACUCCUAGUCAAAGGCAGUACUUUAAAGUCGGCGCAGAAUCUACCGGGCCCAUUCCUUCUGAUCAGCUUCUUGAUGUGAUUGAAACUGCCGCCAAGACUGGUGCUCAGGUCAUAAUGGAUGCAGUGAAUAAGCCACGAAAUAUUACCUACAAAGGACUCACUGAUCUUGUGACUGACACAGAUAAAAUGAGUGAGGAUGCCAUUCUAGAUAUGGUGAGGAAGAACUUCCAAGACCACCUAAUUCUUGGGGAGGAAGGAGGUCUCAUUGGGGAUUCAUCUUCUGAUUAUCUUUGGUGCAUUGAUCCCUUAGAUGGCACCACAAAUUUUGCUCAUUGCUACCCCAGCUUUGCUGUCUCCAUUGGCGUCCUUUACAAAGGAAAGCCAGCUGCUGCCACUGUGGUAGAGUUUGUUGGUGGUCCUAAAUGUUGGAAUACUCGGACUUUUACUGCAGCUGCCGGUAAAGGUGCAUUUUGCAAUGGUGAGAAGAUUCAUGUGAGUCAAACUGAUAAGGUCGAACGGUCGCUUUUGGUUACUGGGUUUGGAUAUGAACAUGACGAUGCAUGGGCAACCAAUUUAGAGCUAUUCAAGGAAUUCACUGACAUCAGUCGGGGUGUGAGGCGGCUCGGUGCAGCAGCAGUUGACAUGUGCCAUGUAGCCCUGGGAAUUGUAGAAGCCUACUGGGAGUAUCGUCUUAAACCAUGGGAUAUGGCUGCUGGUGUUUUGAUAGUAGAAGAAGCUGGGGGAACAGUUUCUUGCAUGGAUGGGGGCAAAUUUUGCGUGUUUGAUAGAUCUGUCGUGGUAUCCAAUGGAGUGCUCCAUGCUAAGCUUCUUGAGAGAAUUGGUCCAGCAACGGAGAAAUUGAAGGGCAAAGGGAUUGAUUUCUCAUUGUGGUAUAAGCCUGAAAAUUAUCUCACAGAACUUUGACAUCGCCUACUUUUGAUGGCUUUACAGGAGAGUGAAAAUCAGGUUAAUUUUUUUAUAACUACUGUUUCUUUGGAGAUCUCCUACUUACCUGUGUGUGAUUAGCACGUGCUUUGCCUUUUAUGCCACCUGAUCCACAAAUUUGAACUUCUUUUUGGAUAUUUCUUGGGAUACCUGUCCCAGUUAUUACUUGCUACAAAUCAAAUUUAAUAACCAUUGAAUUUGAAGAUGUCAUAAAUAUGUGUGCCAAGACUGAAACGA